GUAGUACGUCGUGUACUCUUGGGUGAACACCAUCGACACAUCCGUCACCACGGACACGAGCCACGUGAGUUCCAAAGCCCCAAGCAACGUUUUGUACCAUGGCAGCUCGACACUCUGGAAACUCGACAGCGUGCCGUCAAACUGCAGCUCGAGCGUCCCCGUCGACAACAGCGCAAUGGCGGUCGAACUACGGAGCAGCAGCAGCGGUCGGCCGACCCAGACAAUUCCGCCGACACGGCCCAGUUCCAUCAUGUUGAGGCCCUCAAUUUGGCCGCGGCUGAGCACAAUGUACACCAGGACAAAGAUAGCAAUCGCGAUCAUGAUGAACGUCACGUACAACACACCUCCGCGGGCGUACGCCGCAAAGUUGGCUGGCAACUCCCACGGCUGAACUUGCUGAAACAGCGGAGGCUCAAAGUCCGACAGGAGCGUGAUGCUGCCGACAUCGCCUUGCAUCUUGAGGACGGUGCGGUAGCCGACGAACCAGUCGUACAAAAACGCCCAUGCGUACAUUUCAAAGGUCGGGAUCGUGGGGUCUAGCACGUUGAUAUGCAUAAACUGCAUCGUGGACGCGUUACUGAGGCCGCCGAAUUGGGCCACUUGAAUGUCCAGCGCCACAAUAUCGGCCCGGACAGUGGCCAACAGCGGCGCCCAUGACGGGACUUGCGGCAUGUACUGCCGCACAAACGCAACGGACAUAUCGGUGCAAGGGACACAUGCCUUGACAUGGCUCGGGUCGCACUGGCAAAUGGCCAUCGCGCUGUACGACGAAGCCGUCGUGAGACCGGCCAAGAUCACGGCCGCAAUCAUGCUCUCCCGCGUGGGCUGCGACAAGAACGACCUCUUCGAAUCUGUGCAUUCCAGUUCGUACGUGAAGACUGUAACCAUGCACAACGUCAGCACUUGCGACGUCGUCAUGUCCCCGCACAGUGGGUUGCCCCCAUACGACACCAUAUCUGGGCGUUGCCACGUCGGGACGAUCGGGGUGAGCAAGUCGGGGGGAGUGAUCUUCAUGUAUGCCGCCUGCGUCGCGUUGAGAGCUGCUCUGGCCGCUGCGUCUGCGUUUGGCGGCACGGCAAUCGCUGACCGCAACGUGUCGAGAAUCGUCCGAACUGCCACCUUUGCCGACGCCGGCACCGGAACAUAAAGCAGGUCGACGCUGCCAAACGGCCCGAUCAUUUGCUGGAUGAGAGUGAGACCGACGGACAACGUUGGCUCGAGCAACUCGUUCGCCACGAGCACUUGCUCCAUCGUGGUCGUGGCAAACGCAAAGUCGGGGGACGACCGGAUCAAGCUCUUGCCGGUCAUG
This is a messenger RNA of Aphanomyces invadans, 1309 nucleotides long. RefSeq lists its product as hypothetical. Bases 605 to 1147 code for a protein of 180 amino acids. The transcript has a single exon. Lineage: Eukaryota; Oomycota; Saprolegniomycetes; Saprolegniales; Verrucalvaceae. The record is from RefSeq and is a predicted model, not a curated record.